This is a messenger RNA of Humulus lupulus (European hop), 1041 nucleotides long. RefSeq lists its product as uncharacterized. The record is from RefSeq and is a predicted model, not a curated record. The coding region runs from base 1 to 1041 and encodes 346 amino acids. The transcript has a single exon. Gene Ontology annotation, molecular function: nucleic acid binding; RNA-DNA hybrid ribonuclease activity. Lineage: Eukaryota; Viridiplantae; Streptophyta; Magnoliopsida; Rosales; Cannabaceae.
AUGCUAUCCAUAGAUAAAUCGUACGUGGGAUCAUCGACCAAAACAUCGCAGUAUGCAUCAUCAAAGACACUUCUUUUUUGGAGGGCUUCUUGUUUGGAGGGCACUUGUUUGGAGGUAAAGGAUCUUGUUUGGAGGGCUUCUUCAGGCUGUUUACCUACAAAAACCCAGCUCCACUUGAGACAUGUGGAUGUGGAUACAAUUUGCCCCUUAUGCCAAUCGGACAGGGAAACCAUUUCUCAUUGUUUGGUUGCUUGUAGUCGGGUUUGGCCUUGCUGGGUAUGUUUGGGGCUUGGAUUAUUGGCUCCAGAUUCUGAGACGUUUGGACACUGGUUAAUGCAGAAUUUAGUUCGCCUAGAUCAAGAACAAAAAGCAAAAGUUUUUAUGUUGCUUUGGGCUGUUUGGAGGAGGCGGAACGAGUGGGUAUGGCAGAAUAAAAGAGGUUCGUGUUAUGGGGUUGUGCUCCUAGCCGAUUCUACAUUGCAAACAUGGAUCAAGGCACAAGAUUGUGAAAUUGCUCCCCUGCCCUAUUUCUUAUCGCCUGAAGAUGGUCGAGAAUUGUGGAGCAAACCACCUUUGGGAUCCCUAAAAAUCAAUGUUGAUGCAGCAAGUUUCAAUGAGGCUUCUAAGCAUAGUUUCGCUGGUAUUGCUAGGGACCACGAUGGUACCUUUGUAGAGGCUUUUUCUGUGUGUCGAGCUGGAAUCGUUUCUCCGGAGUUGGGUGAGGCGUUGGGGGUUCGCGAGGCUUUGAGUUGGAUAAAGAGAAGGCGUUGGGUGGAUGUUGUCAUUGAAACCGACAGCAUUCUGGUAGUUCAAGCAUUGCGGAGCAACAUUUCCAUGGACUCAUAUUUUGGAUGUGUUAUAGAUGAUUGUAAAGUCCUGUGGAAGGACCUGAAUUCUGUUUCAAUUGUUUUUGUAAAACGUUCUGCUAAUGGGGCAGCCCAUGCUUUGGCAAAGGCUUCUUCUUUUGUGGCUGAACGGGUAUUGGUUAAGGAGAAUAUCUCCUCUAAUGUGUUGGAUGUAAUGUUACAAGAUUGUUGCUAA